CCCUUAAAAAGGGACUGUAGAAGUAUGAACCUUUUAAUCACUUUUAUCCUCAAAGACGUGUGUUGUAUUUGUGUUUAAAAACCAAAUUUCCUGAGAAAAAUUGAAAAAAGCUCUUCCUUUUCCCCUGCUUUUGCUUUUGAACAUUUUCAUGCAUUAUCACUUUGUAAAAGCUAGCAGUAGAUGUAGACUUGUGAUGACUGAGUGUUUUACGGGUGUUGCUCCACCAUUGAUUUCUCACUCUUGAGAAAAUCAAAUGUCUAUCAAUUCUCAUGUUUGAUUGAGCAGCAGGUCUUCAUGUGGUCAAACAAAAAUAGCAGAAGGCGACAUCAUUGAACAGGAACUAUUUUUCUUUACUUUUAGUGUAUAUUUUCAAUUCUCUGAAGUUUCCUAUUGUAUUAGAGGAAUGUUGAUGAUAGAAGUUGCUUCAAUUAAUUGCAGAAUACAUAAAAUUGAAAGAUUCCAAACAUGUCAACAUAGACCUGUCAUGGACUGAUGGUUGACUUGAAGUCAAUUGUGCUGAUUGCCUGAUUAUUAACUUUUCACCUAACUUGGAUUUUAUAUUUCUGAAAAUAUAAUUACAAAAUUGAAUGUUUCUUUCAGUGGUGUGGAAGCUAUUUUUCUAAAUCAUGGAUAUAUAAUCUAACAAAUACUUGCAGAAGGCCACAUCACUGAAUCGGUACUCAUUUUUCCAAUCUCUGAUGUUAUAGAUGAUUUUUAGUUAAAUAAAAUCGAGCUUACGAGAUAAGAUAGUCCUGUGAAACAUCGGUGAUAGAAGGAGUUCUAGUUGGCAAUAGUAAUCACAGAUGUAUCUAAAGAGAGGGGACAAAUAUUGGAUUUUUCAGGGAAGCGAAAAAAAUUUAAUAAAAAAUGGAGCUUGGGUAUUAGAAAAAAGCAUAUCCUUGUUUCAUGGAAAAACAAAUCCAAUCCGCUACUUCUCAACUGAUGAGCUCAAUCACAUGAACGUGGAAUAUGAAUGUAAACAUGAUAGCAUGUACCAAGGCUCUUGGGAGGGGAGAGCAGUACUGGUAAAAUUGCUAGAAAAUUUGCCUGAGAAGGUAUCGUCGGAAUACUUCCGUGAAGUGCUUGGUUCACUGACGGGUACGCAUGGUAAUGAUCAUAAGGUAGAGUGGCAUACAAUUGAGUUUCGAAUGAGGGGUUCUCAGGGUAAUGUUCAUCAGCUGAUGCUAUUCCCACCGCCUGAGGAGAAGGAGGAGGAGGAGGAAUUAUUGGAGCUCUUGCGUGAAAUUGUGGUUGGUUCACAGAUGGGUACGCACAGUAAUGUUCAUAAGCUACUAGGAUGUUGCCUCGAAACUGAACUUCCUGUUCUUGUUUAUGAGUAUAUAGAAGAUGAAACUCUUGAAGAUCGUAUCUUACUCAUAAACAAGAACCAAAACAAACAACCGUUAGAAUGGAAGGAUAGGCUAAGGAUUGCUUGGGAAAUAUCUCAUGCUAUUGCCUAUCUUCACACUGCUUUUCCGAGGCCUAUCAUCCACACACACCUGACGCCUAAAACAGUGUUUUUAGACAACAACAUUGCCAAAUUGUAUAACUUUGGUAGCUCUGUUUCUAUUCCUGAGGGUGAAGAAUUUGUGAAACUUAAUUUAAUACAUGGGACUUCGGGCUAUAUGGCACCUGAAUUUUCAAACAAUUCUCAUGUGGCAGAGAGUAUAGAUGUUUAUUCAUUUGGUAUGCUUUUUCUUAUGCUCUUGACUGCGAAAGAAGUUAGUAACAAAACUCAUAACUCCAUUGGAUUAAAGGAAUGGGUGCAGGAAGGUAUAAAGAACAAGUGCAUAAGUGAGAUUGUAGAUUCUGCAAUUACUAGAAAUGGAGUGACAGGCAUUGAAGAGCUCCAGUUGAGAGCAUCUAUACACCUUGCACUCUCGUGUGUAGUAAAAGAAGCAUAUUCUAGGCCAACAAUGGUGGAGGUUGCAAUUGAGCUCAAGAGCAUGAUAACAUCCCCUGAAUCUAUCCCUUCCACCAGUACUUUUAAGGGAAGCAAUGUACACAGAAUUUUCAAUGGAAGUGAAGAAAAUUUUAUGCAGUCUAAAGCAUUGGUGCUUCCAGAAAGCUUUUCCUUGUUUCAUGAUAGGGUCCCUAUCCGUUUCUUCUCAGUUCAUGAGCUUAACACCAUGAACGUGGAAUACGAUCAGAUAUUUCGAUAUUGGUACCAAGGUUCUUGGGAAGGAAGAUCUGUUUUGGUAAAGCUGCAAAAUGCAGUGACCAUUGACUCCAGUGAGACUCAAUUGAGAAUUUGGCGUGAAAUAUUGGUGGCUAUUCAGACUGCUACUCAUAAUAAUGUCCAAAAAUUACUAGGGUGUUGCCUUGAGACCAAAUUUCCGGUUCUUGUUUAUGAGUGGGUGGCUGCUGAGACUCUUGAGGAUCGUAUUUCAUCCAAAGAUGAGAACCAGAAAAUGUUGCCACCAUUAGCGUGGAAGGACAGGCUAAGGAUAGCAUGGGAGAUAUCACAUACUGUUUCCUAUUUUCACACAGGUCCUCGGCCCAUCAUCCAUGGAAACUUGAAGCCUGAAAAUAUUUUUUUGGACCAAGAUGGCUCUGUCAAACUGUCCAAUUUUAAUCAUUAUAUUUGUAAUGUUGAGGGUGAUGAAUUUGGGGUAAAAGAUCAUAGAAUAGAGACUAUCAGUGGUUUGAUGAUUCCUGAAUAUUUUGAAGGUUACUCAGUGGCAGAGUGUGCAGAUGUGUAUUCUUUUGGCUUGCUUUUACUUGUACUCUUAACAGGCAAGGAUAAUGCUUCUUUUCCGUCUACUACCACAACACAGCAAAAAUCGACUAAUCUAAUUCACUGGGUAAUCAAAGCAGUCAGAAUGGAGCGCAUUAGUGAGAUUAUAGAUCCUGCAAUCAAUAUAAAUGAAGUGACAACCAUUGAAUUGAGGGCAUCUAUAGAUCUUGCACUCAGGUGCACAACAAGUCUGGCAGACUGUAGGCCAACUAUGGCUGAUGUUGCAACUGAGCUCAAAUGCAUGAUUUGUUCUCAUGAGUCUAUCCCUUGUGCAAUAAGCUUUCAGGAAAAGGACAUAUACAGGAGUUUUCGUGGAAGCAAAGAAUAUUUUAUGCAAUAUGAAGCAUUGUUACUAGAAAUAAACAUUUCCUUGUUUCAUGAUAGAGCCAACCCAAUCCGUUACUUCUCAGUUAAUGAGCUUAAUGACAUGAAUAUUGAAUAUUAUAGUGUUUUUCAGGAGGAUGGUGUCUUUAAAUGGUAUCAAGGUUCUUGGGUGGGAAGAGUUGUUUGGAUAAAGCUGCCAAGAAGAUUGUUUGACAUGGAGAGCCUUGCGCUCUCUGACAAUAUCCGACUGAGCCUUCUGCAUGAAGUUGUGAUUGCUACACAAGUAGCUACUCAUAAUAAUGUCCAUAAACUACUAGGAUGUUGCCUUGAGACUAAAGUUCCUGUUCUUGUUUAUGAGUGUAUGGAAGCUGACAAAACUCUUGAAAAUCGUAUAUUAUUCAAAGAUGAUUACCAAAACAAACAUCUGCCAUUGGAGUGGAAUGACAGGCUAAGAAUUGCACUGGAAUUAUCUCAGGUUGUUUCUCAUCUUCACAAAUCUUUCCGCAGGCCUAUCAUCCACGGGUUAUUGAGACCUUGUAGUGUUUUCUUGGACCAGGACAAUGCUGUCAAAUUGUCCAACUUUAGCUCUUCUGUUUCUAUUCCUGAGGGUAAAAACUUUGUGCAAAAUACAAUUAAUAAUAGCUUUUAUAUGGAACCUGAAUAUUAUGAAAACAGAGAAGUGGGCGAGUGUACAGAUGUCUAUUCAUUUGGCAUCCUUUUUCUAGUGCUCUUGACAGGGAAGUCUGCUGAUUUUAGCUCGGCAGAGGGACACAUCAGGUCGACAAAGUUAGUUGACUGGGUAACUGAAAAAGUCAGAAAGAUGUGCGUUAGUAAGAUUGUAGAUCCUGCAAUCGCUGAGACCGGAAUGUACACCACUGAAAUGACUGCAUCUAUAAAACUUGCCCUCAGGUGCACAACCAAAAGAGACAAAAGGCCAACCAUGGUGGAUGUUGCUACUGAACUUGAGAAAAUCAGAUCCUCUGAUCUUCCAAACAGUUUCUCUCGACUACGGGGUUGCUUUACUUCUUAGUUCAUCUACUCCAAUUUCUCAUGCUUUAUGUUUGUGUUGAUCAAUGCUUUAAGUUGUAGUUGAAUAAAGAUUUUUAUCAAUUAGAAGAGUGCCUAUAAGUUUGUAC
Molecule: messenger RNA, 4197 nt
Organism: Chenopodium quinoa (quinoa)
Lineage: Eukaryota; Viridiplantae; Streptophyta; Magnoliopsida; Caryophyllales; Amaranthaceae
Exons: 4
Coding region: 804-4091 (1095 amino acids)
Biological process (GO): protein phosphorylation; cell surface receptor signaling pathway
Cellular component (GO): plasma membrane
Molecular function (GO): ATP binding; protein serine/threonine kinase activity
Source: RefSeq, a predicted model, not a curated record